Effrenium voratum is the source of this 1358-nucleotide messenger RNA. The record is from the annotation of a GenBank genome assembly. NCBI's taxonomy places the organism in Eukaryota, Dinophyceae, Suessiales, Symbiodiniaceae.
AGCCCUUGUAGCUCUGCAGCUCUUCGCCCGCAAGUUUUUGCCCACCUCUUCCUUUGAACCCAUGGCGAAGAAGCUGCUUGCCCUUCUCCUGCUCAAGGCCGUGCGGGCCCAGGACUGCUCGGGGGAGGGCACCACCUGGGGCCCGGGCAUCGGCCCGCCCCCGGACGGCUGCGGCCCCCCGACCGGCGGUCCUACCGAUGGCGGUCCUACCGAUGGCGGCACUUCCAGUGGGUGCAACAACCCCAGCUGCAGCAGCCCGCCCUGUGCCGCGCCCUUGCUCGGAGAUGUGGGCUGUUCCACGGUCGCUGGAACCGAGUCCUACAACCAUGAGAUGGUGCAGAAAGGUGACUCCAUCCCCACUGACGCCCACAUCUUUGGCCCCUUUGAGGCAGGCUUCGGGGAGCAGCAGAAGGGCAUCAUCGAGAGCUGGGGCUGCAGCGACGCCUCGGUGGUUUACGACUCCGAGGGCGGCAAGGACCUCAACAUUGCCGAGGCGUCAGUCGCCAAAGCCUGCAGCAUCCAGCUUCCCCGCAUCGUGGGGGAGACCUACUACGGCAUCGUAGGGCCCUGCGGGGGUCACACGGGGGACUACCACUUCCACCGGGGCUUCGGGUGCUUGUACCAGGAGAGCGGCAGCCACUCCACCAAGGUGGGCGUUGUUGCUGGAUACAACCUCUACGGCAAAUGGGAGGACUACGCCAACAACCAGCUGCCGCUGCUGGACGCCUGCGGCGCUCACUUCGGGCCCACGCCCGAGAGCUCGAGCAACGUGUACCACUACCACGUGCAAGACCAGGCGCCGUUCACGGUGGGCUGCUACGGGCCCUCUGCCUCCAACGGCCUGGUGUCGGUGGCGGAGUGCCGGGCUCUGUACCCCAAGUGCGACAACGACGGGGGCGCUGGCACCGCCAUCGAGACCCACGCAGGCACUGUGACCUACGACAAAUUUUGCCCGUGCUGGGACGGCGCGGGGUCCAAUAUGGGCACCAACAUCGUGGAGCUGCCUGCGCUCAGCACCUCCGCUAUCUCCUACACCGCAGGCAGCGGAAGCAGUUCCGCCAGCACCACCAGCACCAGCACCGCUGCGACAGGCACGGGCGUCAGCACAACCAGUACAGUUGCCAGCACCAGCACCACCGCCGGACAAGGCCCGACCACCACCACCACGUGGACCGCCAUCUCCAGCGCCAGCACCGCGCGAAUGUCGAAGCUUUUUAGCCUCACGGCAGCCGUCUUCACCCUCCUGGUACGCUGAAGCGUUUCCCAUGGACAAUCCAAAGCAGUGAGAUGAGCCAGACUCUGCGUUCCUCUCUGAGCCACAGUCACUGGUAGCUUUCAAGAACCUGUUAAAACUUAAA